AUGUCCAUUGAGCGCGCCUUGAACUUGACCAGUGUCGCGGAGGCACAAUCCCUCUACGACGACUGGGCCGAGAAUUACAAUCGCGACUUGCUAGGCGCAGACCAAGAUUACAUCGCACCAGUCCUUGCCAGCGAACAUGUGGUCAAGUAUGUCGGUCCGUCUGCCAUUGCAAAGUCGAAAAUCCUAGAUGCUGGGUGCGGAACAGGCCUUGUCGGAGUCAAUCUCGCGAAGCUCGGAGCCACGCAGAUAGAUGGCAUAGACCUCAGUCAAGGGAUGCUGAAGGUCGCUGAGAGAUCUGGUGCGUACCAGUCUCUGAGCACUACAGACCUUUCCAAGCCUUUGAUGCAGGCCUCUGACUACUACGAUGUCGUCGUUUGCGUCGGUACUAUGACUGAGGGUCACGUGGGACCCGAAGCUUUUGACGAGUUUGUGAGGAUUGUCCGCCCUGGCGGGUUCGUUAUCGCAACUGUGUACGAGGCUGUAUGGGACAAGGACGGAUAUAAAGAAAAGGUCAGCUCACUUGACAAGCUAAAGAAAGUGAAACUUUUGAGCGCCCAGUUGGAAGACUAUAGACGUGGAGCGCGUGCGGUCAUGGUUAUUCUUCAAGGACAAUGA
Molecule: messenger RNA, 615 nt
Organism: Colletotrichum fioriniae
Lineage: Eukaryota; Fungi; Ascomycota; Sordariomycetes; Glomerellales; Glomerellaceae
Molecular function (GO): methyltransferase activity
Source: RefSeq, a predicted model, not a curated record